Molecule: messenger RNA, 507 nt
Organism: Sclerotinia sclerotiorum 1980 UF-70
Lineage: Eukaryota; Fungi; Ascomycota; Leotiomycetes; Helotiales; Sclerotiniaceae
Exons: 1
Coding region: 1-507 (168 amino acids)
Source: RefSeq, a predicted model, not a curated record
AUGGGGACUGUGAUAUUCGACCCACGAAUAGAUAUGGUUUUGAUGGAGGUGGAUCGGUUCAAUGCGACACCAAUGACUUUGUUCCGGUUCAAACGUUCUCCGCAGGCCAGAAUCUUGAAAGAUGUCCGCUAUUUCUGCAUCCGUACCCUCUAUCAAGUCGAUGAAGCACCACGAAUAUUUGAUGACGCGUUGGGUCAUAUUAUAGCACUAAUUUUACCAUCCCUUGAAACCUUGAUCUAUGACCCGGGAUCUGAGCCGAGACCUGGAUGCGGAUCAUCAUAUGGAGGGAACAAUGGGAAUUGUGAUCAAGAUUUGUCCAGUUCAUCACGGAUAGAUAUUGCAAGAAAACAAGCCGAUUUCCAAGAGCUUUAUCUUCAGCGGAUAUGCGAAAGUCUGGAGAAAUGUAAGCGCUGCGGCAUGAAUCCUGAGUGGAAUAUCCCAAGAGUACUGUCGACGCUCGAUAUCCACGGAGAAAAAGUCGACGUACAGAGAAUCUUGGGGCAAUGA